GGCACAAUCUGAGAGACUCAUCCCAGCGAACCGGAGCCUUCUCCCGCUGACACACUGAGAAAUAACCGCUCCAGAAGACUUCACACUUGUAAAGUUAAGACCACUUGAGGAGGCAUGGCCCGAUCCCUUGGACUACUCGUUCUCCUAUCUGCUCUCUGCUGCAGCCUAGCGGACAAUGUGGAGCUGCUCCGCUCUAAGAGAGGGACUCGUUUUUACAGAGGUGAGCCUGACAGGCAGUCGGCCAGACGGACGCUUUUGAUUAUUCAUGUCCAGAAGUCACCUUCCUUUGACACCUCCUUGCAUUGUGUGGAUAGUGAGACAUCAGCAGUGCGUAAUUAUGGCGAUGCUUGGCUGCGAUGGAGGGGACGGCGUGUGGAGUAUUGCCGUUGUGCAGUGAGAGGACAAGAGCGUUGUCAUAUUGUGCCCGUCAUCAAUUGCUACGUGUCUCAGUGUUAUAAUGGAGGGAUGUGUAAGGAGGCUGUGUACACGUCAGAUUACAUUUGCCAGUGUCCUGCAGGCUUCAGUGGGGCUCAGUGUGAGAUCAACAACAAUGAGAAGUGUGUGAUGGGACAGGGCCAAGGGUAUCGUGGGACAUGGAGUAUCAGCCACUCAGGAGCAGAGUGCAUCAACUGGAACGCCACGUCUCUGAGAGGAAAGAGGUUCACGGCGAAAAAAGUCGAUGCUGGCAGUCUUGGACUGGGCAACCACAACUUCUGCAGGAACCCAGACAAGGACAGCACUCCUUGGUGUUAUGUCUACAAAGGCACUCAGAUCGUCUGGGAGUUCUGUUCUAUGCCCAAAUGUCCAGAAGAUAAGUACCAGGAAUGUGCUUUUGAUUCCGGUCAGUCCUACAGAGGCACAGCAUCUGUCACCAAGAGCGGCUCUCCCUGUCUCCCAUGGGACUCUCCUGCUGUCAAGCGCAAGUUCAACAACGCCUGGCGGUCGGAUGCGCUGCAGCUUGGCCUCGGCAGCCACAACUUCUGCAGGAAUCCAGACCGUGAUGAUGGUCCAUGGUGUCACACCUAUAAGGACAUGAAGCUGACCUGGGAGCUGUGUGAUAUUCCUAAAUGCCCAAAACGUCCCUCUAUCAUCACAACUCUCGGUCCACGUGCCCCGACCAGGAAUAACAACAGAGCAACAUGUGGUCAGCGUAUAGAUAACUCCCUGAACCGCCCGGCGUUCCGCAUAUUCGGGGGCAGAGGGUCAGACAUCACAGAGCAGCCGUGGCAGGCUGCCAUCAACAUCUAUAAACCCCGUAGCAGACAGCACCUUCACAGAUGUGGAGGGGUCCUCAUUGACUCGUGUUGGAUUCUGUCUGCUGCGCACUGCUUCGAGGAAACUGAUAAAGCAGAAAAACUGCAAGUGGUUUUGGGAAGAACGUUUCGGAAACAGAAUUCAAGCGGUGAGCAGAUUUUCAAGGUGGAGAAGUACUGGAGCCAUGAGAAAUUUGACAACGAAACUUUUGACAAUGACAUCGCUCUCUUGAAGCUGAAGACAGACAUCGGCAUCUGUGCUGUGAACUCUCCGGAGGUUUUUCCGGUGUGUCUACCCGAGUCUGGGCUCUCGCUGCCCAACUGGACCGAGUGUGAGAUCUCAGGCUAUGGAAGAGACCAAGAAUUUGCUGCAGAGUACUCUGAGCGUGUUAAGAGAGGUUACGUUCGGCUGUGGCCCAAUGAGCGCUGCGUUCCAGAUGUGCUGUCUGGACGCACCGUUACCUCCAACAUGUUGUGUGCAGGUGACACCCGAGGCCUCGACGAUGCCUGCAAGGGAGACUCUGGUGGGCCGCUCGUCUGCCGGAACAAGGACAAGAUGACUCUGAUGGGUGUGAUCAGCUGGGGCGACGGGUGUGGGCAGAAGGAUAAACCCGGCGUCUACACCCGUGUCACCAAUUACAUCAGCUGGAUCAACGGAAUAAUUAAGGCAAACCCGGUCUAAAGGAAGAGGGAGUGAAAAGAUUAUGUUGUUGGAUAACUGUACCUAUGAGCACAGUGGGUACAGCAGCACAUAUGUUUAUCAGAUGGACAGUGAGGUCCACAGGACUCUCAGGACUCUGUUGAUCUAAUUCCAAACUGAUGGAGACUUUGACGCCGCAGGGUCACUACUGCAGAGAUGUUCAUUGCUGUGAUAAUAUGACAGAAUAUGUGGACAGAACAAACGUUUCCUCCUUCUGGGCCAUCUUGAUUUUUUUAUAGAAAGUGUUCAUGUGUUUUCACAGUUCUGCCUUCACCUCACCUUCACUGGAGGUUUAGGUAGUGAAUGUAACGGGAAAAAUAGGACAUUCCUCUCAUCUCUGGCUUGCUCUACGCUGGUUUAUACAAAGAAGUCACAGUGACAGACGUCAGAUCAGUAGCACUUUUAAUCCAGAAGAAUUCUCAGUCAACACAGGACAUUUACUUUGCCCAGCUCAGUAAGUCCCAUGAGGAGUGUUUUGCUUAUUUUCUAAAGGUUUUAUGCAAAGAUUGUGUCACAGACUUGUCUUCUCGAUGAGAGGUGACAUUAACUUAAUUGGGUUUAAUGCAAAAUCUUCAUGCAUUUUCUUACUUUGGGGCUUGAUGUCUUCCAUUUAAACCACACACAUAUCUGCUGGUUCAGAUUCAGCCUGUUUUGUCUCUUAACGCUCCCGACUGUCUCGUUUAGAUUUGAACAGGUGGAGGCAGUUCAGAUUUGUAUCAGAUUAUCAGAAAACUUCUCCACCUGACACGUGGGUUGAGCCCAGUGUAAAUACAACAUGUAUAUUGUCUGAUUAUUGAUUUUAUAUUGAGCACGACUGGGGACUGUUUGUUUUGGUUCCACAUUCAACUGCUUAUUGACUGCAAAGCCUAACACACUCACUUUGUUCAGUGACAGAAUCUCAAUGGCUUUAGAUGUUUGUGCUAAGUUAAUAUUUAUGUAUUUUUUAUAUUGCUUUGUAGAAAGUGUCAUCUGUUUUGUAAUGUAGCCUAAUAAUUUAUUGUCAGUUUCAUUAUAACCACUUUU
This is a messenger RNA of Paralichthys olivaceus (Japanese flounder), 2976 nucleotides long. RefSeq names its product plasminogen activator, tissue (gene plat). Gene Ontology annotation, biological process: smooth muscle cell migration; plasminogen activation. NCBI's taxonomy places the organism in Eukaryota, Metazoa, Chordata, Actinopteri, Pleuronectiformes, Paralichthyidae. Gene Ontology annotation, molecular function: serine-type endopeptidase activity. The record is from RefSeq and is a predicted model, not a curated record.